CUCUUCUUAACUCGUGGAGCUCGACUAUUUUACACAUUCAGUAAAAAUGCGAUUUUUGCUCUUGUCAACUAUUUUGUUCUUAUCCCAAGACAUGCGUAACACAUUUGCUAAGUUGCAGCCUGUAGGUGAUAUAUUAAUUAUUUUCAACGAAACUGGUAUUGAAUACCCGAAAGAUAUUCUGUUCUUCUUAUACACACGUGAAAAUGGAGACAAUCAUCAAAAACUGAUGGUUGGCGAUAAAAAAUUGUUGCAGCAAAGCUCGUACAAUAUUUCAAGACCAACAAAGCUCAUCACCCAUGGAUGGACAGAAGAUGAAACUCUAGGAAGCUGCUCGAUGCCUAGACGAGGAUUUUUAAGUCAUGGUGACUACAACGUAAUCACUGUUGACUGGGGCUCCUAUUCAAAAACUUUAUAUAAGCUUGCCGCUGCACGUGUAAAAGCUACGGGCCAAUAUGUAUCGGAAAUGAUCAAGUUCCUUGUGAGUCAGGGAAGUGACAUUAAGCAAAUGUCACUGGUUGGACAUUCUUUGGGUGCGCAUAUCAUGGGUUUGGCUGCUCACGAGUUAUCGCCAAAAGUUGCGCACUUAGUCGGCUUGGAUCCAGCAAGGCCGGGUUUCGAGCUUAACGGUGCCGGUGGACGAAUUCACUACACUGACGCUGACUAUGUCGAGAUCAUCCAUACGAACGCUCUUGGCUUGGGUCUCGAAUUCUCCAUUGGUCAUGUCGAUUACUGGCCAAAUGGUGGCUUUAGGCAACCUGGUUGUGGUCUAGAUAUAAUUGGAAGAUGUGCACACAGUCGUUCUUAUAUGUAUUACGCGGAGUCUCUUAAAAAUCCUGAUUCCUGGUUCGCAAGACGUUGUUAUUCGUACGUGCAGUUUCUUCUUGGUGGAUGUGACGACAACGAGGUAGCACCAUUUCCCAGAUGGGAGCCUGUGACGAGGAAACCUUCAGGAAAUUAUAUGCUUAUCACUAAUGACUCUCCUCCAUUCGGGCGUGGGCUGCGUGGAACAAAGAAUAAUGCAUGAAGCGAAAUCUUAAAACAUCAUAUAGUACAUAGUUGUCAUCAUUUUUAGCAGAUAUAUUGUAGAACAUUAGAAAAUGUGUACUUUAAAGUAAUAUAUUUGUAAAAA
Copidosoma floridanum is the source of this 1129-nucleotide messenger RNA. Its product is annotated as inactive pancreatic lipase-related protein 1-like. Gene Ontology annotation, molecular function: serine hydrolase activity; lipase activity. The record is from RefSeq and is a predicted model, not a curated record. Gene Ontology annotation, biological process: lipid catabolic process. Lineage: Eukaryota; Metazoa; Arthropoda; Insecta; Hymenoptera; Encyrtidae.